Messenger RNA from Sinocyclocheilus grahami, 1089 nucleotides. Its product is annotated as syndecan-2-A-like. Bases 352 to 981 code for a protein of 209 amino acids. NCBI's taxonomy places the organism in Eukaryota, Metazoa, Chordata, Actinopteri, Cypriniformes, Cyprinidae. Gene Ontology annotation, cellular component: membrane; cell surface. The record is from RefSeq and is a predicted model, not a curated record. Gene Ontology annotation, biological process: cell migration. The transcript is spliced from 5 exons.
UGAUGUUAGUGUACUAGGUUUUGAGACAAAACCUCUUACUGGUCCAAGUGCAAAAAUCCUCCCCCGUCUCUCUCUCUCUUUCUCUCUCAUCCUCUAUCCGAGCAGGCUACUGGAGAGCCGCGCUGCCUCACAUGGACCCGAGACUUUAACAUUGCAUCAAGACUCUCAGCUGUUGUUCCCUUUUGGAAAGACAAAAGAGAAGUUUGAUCAGGUGGAGCAAAACGCCAAACAUCUCUUCAGGAGGAUCUUGCGUAUGUGUUUUAGUAAAAGAACGAAGAGAGCAGCUGGUUUGAGGAGCGCAGACGAGUGCCAUCCUACGAGUUCUUGGCAAAAGACUUCUUAAGCGGAAUAAUGAGGAACAUUUGGAUAUUCCUGACACUUUCAGCAGCUGUCUGCUUGUCCAGCGACAAGGUACUGGUCUCCGGUCAGUCCCCUGCCUCAACUGAUGACAUCUAUUUGGAUGACCAGCAGUCUGGUGACUAUCCUUUAGAUGAUGAUGACUUCACUUCUGGUUCAGGAUCUGGUUCUAGUGACACAGAUGAUGACGAAGACACUUCCACGGUAAUUGUGCGGUACCCAGAAUUCAAAGCAGAUUCUACUCAGGAGCCCGUCUACAGCAGCAGCCCUAGCUUGGAGUCCUCCAUCAGCAUAAACACAUUCAUUGAUUCAGACUUCGGACCAGAGAUCUCUGACUAUCAGACAGAAAAGCCCCAGGUCACUGUUGAAGCCACCAGCUCACCGAGUGUUGUACAAGACGCUGACCCGCUUCAUGAGGUUCGCACAGAAAAUCUCUUCCAAAGGACAGAAGUGCUGGCAGCGGUUAUAGCCGGCGGAGUGAUUGGCUUCCUGUUUGCCAUCUUCCUCAUCCUCCUUCUGGUGUACCGUAUGAGAAAGAAGGACGAGGGGAGCUACGACCUUGGAGAGCGCAAGCAUCCCAACUCAGCCUAUCAGAAGGCUCCGAGUAAAGAGUUCUACGCCUGAACGACCAAUCAUUGCCAACAGUAACAUCGUUAUAACAACCAACUCCUCUCCAAGAGUAAUGGGGGAUCACAUCGAGGGGAUUUUUUUUUUUUUUUUUUUUUUUUUUUC